Caenorhabditis auriculariae is the source of this 698-nucleotide messenger RNA. The record is from the annotation of a GenBank genome assembly. Lineage: Eukaryota; Metazoa; Nematoda; Chromadorea; Rhabditida; Rhabditidae.
AUGGUAAUUUUAAGGUUUUUUAAUACUGGAUCUAUGUAAUUAUUUCAGGCUGCCGCUUUCAAGAACGAAAAAUCAACUGGUGAGAACACCGAGCACCGCAUCCGUCUUACUCUCACGUGCCAAAAUGUCAAGCCUCUGGAGAAGGGUUUACUUUUUGUCUUUAUAAAUUGAAACUUUUGAGAAUGCAUCGAGCUUCAUUUGCAUUUCUAAUGCUCAGUAUUUUUCAGUUUGCGCCCAACUGAUCGAGGGUGCCAAGCACGAGCAUCUGAUGGUCAAGGGACCUAUCCGCAUGCCGACCAAGGUUCUGCGCAUCACCACGAGAAAGACUCCUUGCGGAGAGGGAUCCAAGACCUGGGAUCGCUUCCAGGUUAGAAAGUCGUACAUUUAAUAUUCGGCUAGCUUCUAAAGUUUAAAAUGCAGUUUGGUCGUCAUAAUAGUUUUUUUUUUGCUCAAAAACACUAAGUGGAAAAGAUGAAGUUUGUUUUUCAAAGAGUAUUUCGUAAGUUGAAACUAAAUGAAAUGAAAGUCUUCGAAAAAAAAAUUUAAGCAUUUUUUUUUUCAUGCUUAAUGUUAUCUGCUUACAGAUGCGCAUUCACAAGCGUCUUAUCAACUUGCACGCACCCGCUGACGUGCUUCGCCAGAUCACGUCGAUCUCGAUUGAGCCCGGAGUCGAUAUCGAGGUCACCAAGGCCGAUUAA